GCGUUGUUCUCCUAUCACAAUGAUAGUGCAAUGAAGUGAAGUUAAUUUCGGAAGUGCCGCGCAAAUUUCGCGAUCGCCGUAUUCUUGAUUGGAAUUCGGGCGAUCACACUAAUUAACCGCGGGUAUUUUCGCGAGUGAAUGAGAGUUAUGAAGCUGCAAAAAAGGAUGAACAAGACAGAAGGAGGAGGAGGAGGAGGAAGUGGCCUCGGGCAACGGCGGAGCACUGGCUAUCACAAAGGUUAAGUUUAUAUCAAUGUAUGUCAUUAACGGAAAGUAACGUUACACGAACCGCACGAACGUGAUUUUUAACCGUUUUCUACACAAGAAAGCGACAUGCCUAAGAACAUUGUAAAAAAGACCAGCGGGCCUUACAUAGGUGCUAUUGAUGAGGGAACGAGUAGCGCUAGAUUUUUGGUGUUUGAUGUGUUACGCAGGAAGAUAAUUGCUUUGCAUCAGAUCGAAAUUAAACAGAAAUAUCCUCAAGAAGGAUGGGUGGAGCAGGAUCCAAAAGAAAUAUUACAAGCUGUCAUAGAAUGUAUACAAGAGACUGUAAAAAAGAUGAAAGACAUUGGCUUAUCAAUCUCAGAUAUAAAAGCUAUUGGGAUUACUAAUCAAAGGGAAACAACAGUAGUUUGGGACAAGGAUACCGGAGAGCCUUUGCAUAAUGCAAUUGUAUGGCACGAUAUGAGGACAACAACAACUUUAGAAAACAUAUUGGAUAACGUCCCUAAUAAAACUAGAAACAAGAAUUAUUUAAAACCUCUAUGUGGUUUACCAAUGUCUCCCUACUUUAGUGCUCUCAAGAUACGCUGGUUGAUAGAUAACAUUUCACGUGUGAAGCAAGCAGUGGAUGCAAAAAAAUGUGCUUUUGGAACAAUUGACACAUGGCUCAUUUGGAAUCUCACAAAGGGUCAAUUACACAUUACGGAUGUGUCAAAUGCAUCUCGCACAAUGCUAAUGAAUAUCGAUACAUUGAAAUGGGAUUCUUUAUUAUGCAGCUUUUUCAAUAUUCCACAACAUAUUCUUCCUGAAAUACGGUCCAGCGCAGAAGUCUAUGGCUAUAUUUCAAAUCCUGAAGCUCUUGCAGGCAUACCUAUAGCAGGUUGUGUGGGUGAUCAACAGGGAGCUCUUCUUGGUCAAUUAUGUUUGAAACCUGGUCAAGCAAAGGCUACAUAUGGUACAGGAUGCUUUCUACUUUACAAUACAGGAAAUAUAAAAGUCGAUUCGAGGCAAGGCUUAAUAACUACUGUUGCUUACAAGAUUGGACAAUCUCCAACUGUUUAUGCACUAGAAGGAUCAGUCGCUGUUGCUGGAGCUGCUUUAUCCUGGCUUCGAGAUAAUAUGCAACUUUUUAGUAAUAUAACGCAAAUACAGAAUAUGGCAGAGUGUGUGAAAUCUUCUGGCGACGUGUACUUUGUGCCAGCUUUCUCAGGGCUGUACGCGCCCUAUUGGCAGCAAGAUGCGCGCGGAGUAAUUUGCGGUAUUACCGAGGAUACAGAGCAGUACCAUAUUAUACGAGCAGCAUUAGAAGCAGUCUGCUUUCAAACGAGAGAUAUGUUAGAGGCAAUGGUGAAAGAUUCAGGAACGAAUCUGUCAAUGCUGCAAGUUGACGGCGGUAUGACUGUAAACAAUUUGUUAAUGCAAUUACAAGCAGAUUUAACGGGGAUAACUGUCGUAAGACCAAACAUGGUUGAAACAACAGCAUUGGGUGCCGCAAUUUUAGCUGCCAUUGGUGUAGACUUAAUUGAUAUAAAUGAAGUGGAUGUAUCUCAAGUAACCAAGUUUUCACCUAUGAUUGGUGAAAAUGAGAGAGAUCUUAGAUAUUCCAAGUGGAAAAUGGCUAUUGAAAGAUCCAUGAAAUGGAAUUGUUCUACAACUUUAAUAAAUAAUUAAUCGUAUGUAUACAUAUAUUUUUAUACCAAACAUGAAAUAAAUAUUGAGAGAGAGUGAGAGAGAGAGAGAGAGAGAGAGAGAGAGAGACAGAGAGAGAAAUGUC
This is a messenger RNA of Formica exsecta, 1996 nucleotides long. Its product is annotated as glycerol kinase 3-like. The record is from RefSeq and is a predicted model, not a curated record. Gene Ontology annotation, molecular function: glycerol kinase activity. Lineage: Eukaryota; Metazoa; Arthropoda; Insecta; Hymenoptera; Formicidae. Gene Ontology annotation, biological process: triglyceride metabolic process; glycerol metabolic process; glycerol-3-phosphate biosynthetic process. The transcript has 10 exons. Gene Ontology annotation, cellular component: mitochondrion. The coding region runs from base 334 to 1893 and encodes 519 amino acids.